Messenger RNA from Malurus melanocephalus (red-backed fairy wren), 1446 nucleotides. Its product is annotated as max-binding protein MNT-like. The record is from RefSeq and is a predicted model, not a curated record. The coding region runs from base 39 to 890 and encodes 283 amino acids. Lineage: Eukaryota; Metazoa; Chordata; Aves; Passeriformes; Maluridae. The transcript has 2 exons.
AGACUUUGAAGAGGAAGGAGAAAGAAUACGAGCACGAGAUGGAGCGGCUGGCGAGGGAGAAGAUCGCCAUGCAGCAGCGCUUGGCUGAGCUGAAGAACGAGCUGAGCCAGUGGAUGGAUGUCUUGGAGAUCGACAGGAUUAUCCGACAGACAGUUCAGCCAGAGGAUGACCAGGCAUCUACCUCCACAGCAUCAGAGGGUGAAGACAACAUGGAUGAAGAUAUGGAGGAUGACAGGCCAGUGAACUCGUUACCAAAACUCACUCAGCGGCAGCACCCGGAGCUGCUGAAAGCCGUCCCCCCCAGCGCCGCUGCGCCCCUGGCCGCGGUGCUGCCCCCGCACGUGUCCAUCCAGCAGAAACCCCCCAGCCAACCCCCCCUGCAGCCCCAAACGCUGCUCCCGCCGCCGGCCAUCGUCCCCGCACAGACUCACAUCGUGGCGGCCUCCACCGUGCAAUCGACUGUUAUCGCCCACACCGCCACCACGCACGCCUCGGUCAUCCAGACCGUCAACCACGUCAUCCAGGGCCCGCAGCCCAAGCACAUCGCUCACAUCGCACCUUCCACCUCCAGCCCCGUGCAGCUCAGCCCCGCCGCGCAGCCCAUCGGCCACAUCACUGUGCACCCCGCAGCCAUCAACCACAUGGCGCAGCUGCCGCUGUACCCGCAGCCCGUGGCCGUCAGCCAGCCCGUGGUCAGCCACAUCGCCCACACCAUCUCGCACCAGCAGGUGAACGGCAGCGCGGGGCUGGGCGCGCCGGCCGUGAUGGCCAAACCGGCUGUAGGAACGCAGGUUGUGCAUCACCCGCAGCUGGUGGGCCAGACGGUCCUCAACCCCGUGACUAUGGUGACCAUGCCCUCGUUCCCGGUGAGCACGCUCAAGCUGGCCUAGAGGGGACUGGGAAGCUUUCCCCAGGAAAGGAAACUCCACACAUUCCAGCACAUACCGGGAGGGAAGGAAACCCUGCAGGAACGCCCCGCCGGCCACGGGGCCGCUCCACACUCCCACCCGCUCAUUGAGAAACUUCAAAGACACUUGGUCAUGGUGAUUUUUUUUCCUUUUAUGUGUAAUGAGUGAACUAUGGAUAUGAUGUUCUUAAGACUUUUAAUUUUGCCCUCUUAUGUGUUGCUUCUUUGUAGAAUAAAAAUUGCUGAUCUCUUUAUCGAGAUGUUGCGUAGAAUGGGAAAAAAAAAAUCAUAGAAGUCUAUAUUUAUAUAUAUGUGUGUAUGUGUGUGUAUAUAUAUGUAUAUACAUAUAUAUAUAAAUAUAACAUUUGAAGGCCUUUUGUAAGGUUGAUUAUUUUGCAGGAUUAUGAGACAAAAUUCAUUUUGGGAGGAAGAAGACAGUGUCCUCUCUAAACAAGAAACUAUAAGAUAGAUGGUUUGGUGGACCAGAGUACAGUGACAAAAAAAAAAAAAACCCCAACAACAAACCACGAGUCAAACCA